UAAUUAGAUGUCAUACCUGUUUAAAAAGUCUUUUGAUAAACAACAGCAUUUGUUAAGAUUAAAGAUGAAGAUUUAAAAAAACCCCAAAACCUCAACAAUCAUUGAAGAGGUAACAGACGACAAAGUUGUUUUUUGAAACAAGAAUGACAGCUUUAACAGCUCUAAAUACUCACUGGGAACUAGAUGUUUCCAUAAAUUUGAAUUUAUUUUGCUUGGGCUAAGUGCUGGCAAACAAGUGUGGAUUUUCCUUCCACCCGACCUGCCUGUUGGCGUGUUCCGCGAAACUGAUACCUGCGGCGGCACCUUUGUUGUCCUGACUAUAGAAGGACCGCACUAUACAAGGACUGCACAGCUGUGUGAUGUUUAAUAUGAUAAAGCAGAACACACUUCACCUGUGCUGGCAGGGGAACUUGUCUGGGAGAGCUACGGGUGGAAGUGGUUGGAAACCAGAGCAGCAGGAUGGCGCUCCAUCCCCUCAUCCCUCUGAGCCGGGGCUGCCUUUGCUGGGCGCUCGCCUAAGCCCGGCAGAGCUGCCCCGCGGGCUCUGUUGAGGGGAGCGCUCUGCACACCGCGACAGGCCGAGCCGAGGGCUUAGUUAACAUGAAGAUGGAGGACUAUGAAAUAUUCUGUAAGAAGCAUCUUUCCAGAAUCCAAGAAGAGGCAAUAAAAGGAGAAACUUCUUUUACUGUUCAGCACAAAAAUAUCUCCCUCAUUCAUUUCUAUGGAGUGCCUGUGCUCUCCCCUCUGCUUAGCCUUGAAAAGAAAAAGGAAAUACAACAAUAUAAGGAGAAAGCACUGGACCUAGAGACCAGGAAACGGAACUCCCGGAACAGAGCUUUACUGAAUCGUGUCCAGGAGAUUGUAGAAAAUGUCCAGAUGAAGAAAGGACUUAAUGUGAGUGAUGUGAAUGCACCGGAGGCUGAGAAUUCUUGCCCCGAUUCAGAUUCAAAAGCUUUGAGUGACUUCACAGCUCCAUCAGAUGUCAGUUUGGCAUGUUCUCCUGAAGGACAUGGUCCCACAGAGCUGGAAAAGACACCAGAACUUGCACCAUCAGGUACCGCAGGGCAGAGGACAUCAAAUGUAACAGAAGUAGUUAAAGCAACAGAAGAUGUUUCUUCAAAGCAAAGUGAGCGUUGCUUCUUGAAAGACGUCUCUUGUCUGAGGGCAGCCUCCCCUGACAAGGUGUGUCACAAACUCAUGUCACAUGCUCUGCAAAAGCAAGAGGGACGAGCGGGGUCACCGUCGGAUGAGGAUGUCCAAGAUCCAUGUGUAAUGAGCCUUCAGAACCUGAUAAAGAAAUCCAGGGAGUACAUAGAGAGAGAGCAAACCAAGCGUACCUCAAAAGGCAGUUCAAAGAGGAGCGUGAGUGAAAGUCAUUCAGAUAAAGAAAAUGACGCUGUUAAAACCACCGACUCUGCGAAAGAAAGAGCAAAACUUACAGGCAGAAGUUGCGCUGCUCAGACGCUUGAUAAGCCCAGUCUUAAUAAGUCAAAUACCCUUCUCCAAGGUGCCUCUACAAACACAAAUAACACAACUUUAUCCAGUUUUUCUAAAGUGGACAUACCUAUGAGAGUUGGAACACCCCCUUUGGUGGAUUCAGAUUCAGAUGAAGAAUUUAAAAAGAAUUCUAUGUUUGAGCGUGACAGUAGCAUUGUCAGGAGCCUCACAGGCUCCUAUGCCAAAUUGCCAAGCCCAGAGCCGAGCAUGAGCCCUAAAAUGCACCGACGGCGCCCAAGACCUUUAUCAAUGGGACACAUCAUUAUAAAUAACCCUGUGAAUGCCUACGAGUUAAGUCCUAAAGGCAAGGGCAGAGCCAUGGAUUUAAUCAUGCAAGACAUUGCAGAUAAAAAUAACGUGUCCGAAUCAGUUCCAAAGUUCAUGAUGGACUUCAACAUGGUUUGCCCUGGCAGAGUUCCUGGUGUCAACAGGAAUUCUUCAGGCCCUGGUGAUGGGUUGGGUGUUGGCAAACCGAAUCGCCAUUCCUUUGGGCUCUGGGAAAGCAAAGGAAUGGUGUCGGCUACGGUGGAAGGGCAGGUGGUGCUGGACAGCAGAGGCCCAUAUAGAGUAGAGACCAGUACUAACAUCAUUGCUCCAAAACUGACUGAGCCGUUUGCCAUCAGUCAGUCUGCAGUAACACAGAAGAUCCCAGCUGGGAAUGAAGUGAAAGCACCUGUUUUGCCAGAAAACACUAAAUCAAACUCCACAGUGGAACUCAAUAAAUCUUACGACGUCGAAACCCCAUCUCCGCUGCUAAUGCAGAGCAAGAACGUGCGACAGCAGAUGGAUACUCCGAGUGUUUCCUCGGCAAAUGAGCAGGUUCCAGAAAAUUUUGAGAAGGUGAAACGCAGACUUGAUUUGGACCCCAACAACUGCCAAACAGAAACCAGUUCCUGUAUUCUGAGAGUUGGAAUGGAAGAACAAGAGAAGCAGUGGUUGCAAGAACAGAAAUAUCCUGUGGAAUCAGUUUACAUUGCCCCUGAAAGUAUGGCAAAAGAAGAUAUUUUAAAAACUAAAAUGUUGGCCUUUGAAGAAAUGAGAAAGAGACUUGAAGAACAGCAUGCACAGCAACUGUCGAUUCUGAUAGCUGAACAAGAGAGAGAACAGGAGAAACUGCAGAAGGAACUGGAAGAGCAGGAGAGAAAGUUGAAAGGAAAGAAGGUUACUACAACGGAAAUAGAGAUUUCCAAAGUGAAUAUUAACAGUAGGAUGGAGUUGGAGUGGAGAAAAAAAAGUGAAAAUGGCUUGCUGGAAAGUGUGCAGUCUCAGCUGGAGACAGUCCAUAACACAAACUCCACCAGCAUUGGUUUUGCUCAAACAACACCCAACACCUUUUCUUCGACAAGUGAAACUUCCUUCUUUCUCUGGGGACCAUCAGGUAGUGGAGUCAUAAAAACCUCAGUAUCCAGACCAACUAAUAGAAUCAAAACUAGGUGGUCUCAGGUUUUCAGUCCAGAGAUACAAAUGAAGUUUGAUAAGAUCACUGCUGUGGCAAAGGGAUUUCUCACUCGUAGACUUCUCCAGACAGAAAAGCUGAAACAUCUUAAGCAAACUGUGAAAGAUACUGUGGAGUUCAUAAAAAAUUUUCAGUCUGAAGCCCCACUGAAAAGGGGAAGUGUGUCAGCACAAGAUGCAUCCCUUCAUGAAAGAGUAAUGGCUCAGCUGCGAGCUGCUCUCUAUGACAUCCAUGACAUCUUUUUUACAAUGGGUGCAUCAGAAAGGAUGAAUAUUCUGCGUCACGAUCGUGAAGUUCGGAAAGAGAAGAUGCUCAGGCAGAUGGAUAAAAUAAAGAGCCCGAGAGAGCGAGUGACACUUUCAACAGCUACACAGAAAUCUCUGGACAGGAAGAAGUACAUGAAGGCUUCAGAAAUGGGAAUACCAAGUAAAAAAAUAAUCAUAAAACAAAAAACUCCUGAAAGCCGCAUACUUCAACCAAACCAAGGACAGAAUGCCCCAGUUCAUAGACUGCUUUGCAGACAAGGCACCCUUAAGACCUCAGUGAAUGGGGUUGAGCAUAAUAGAAAGAAGGCCUCAGAGAGCAGAGUGUCUAACAAGGCUGUUUCAGGAGCAUAUGCAGGAAGAACCCAAAGAAAGAAGCCAAAUGUUGUGACAAUUUAAGAAGACAGCACUCACUAGGAUAAACUGACUGUUUUUUACUGAAGGCAUUCUCAGCACUGAUUUUAAAUAUUGCAUCUUCUUUACGUAUAUGUAUAUUUAGAAAUUACAAACCUGCUUUGUCAUUUUCAGAUGACACAUUAAUACAAUGAUAUUGAAGUAAUAAAGGACUUUGAAGUUCUAAUACUUGUGGAAAAAUUGCAUGUUAGAACUUAUUGUAUGUUAAUACUAGUGCGUACACAUUCAUAGUCUUGUUUAUUUAAAGACCACCACAGGGCAGCAUGAAGGUAGUUUGUGACUUUUUCACACUUUCUAAUUCUUGUGUCUGCUAUAUGCUUUUUGAUUACAUAAACUGCAAUUUCUGUGUAUGAUUGCCACCACUAGUCAGUCAUGGGUAUAUAUUCAGUUUCAUACCAUAAAGUUAAAGCAGUUAAAUGGGAAAAAAACCUCCAAACCUAUAAGUGAAUUUGUCACCAGCCGUUUUGAAUGUACUUUCUGUAUGAAUGAGAUUAACCUCAAUUUCAGUACUAAUGACCUAAAAUGUUUUGCAUUUCUGCUAAACUGGACAGACAUGGAUCCAGAUUCACUGCUGGGCAGACGGACCUACUUUCAUUGACUAAACCAAAACUGUGCAUUUUUAUCUGUGAUAAAUCACCACCACCACGAGUCCUGAGACUUUUUUACCCUGAUGUCUACUGCAUUUUCUUAUGGAAGCAGCAUUUGGCCACGAUGGAGACGUGUAUGUUCUACAAAAGCUCAAGAAGGCAAGAUUUCAAUUGUUUUACUGUCUCAGACUUAAAUAGUAAUUUCAGUCCAUAAUAGUAAUUUGGAUAUGUUACAUUUCAUUGAUGACAGUUACAAGUUUUCCUAAGGAGUUUCUCUUCUACCAUGAUCAAACAGGCCCUUGUACUGAAUUCAUGAUUUUGGGGGAGGGGGAAUCCCUAUCAAAUCCCUACAAAGACUUUCGUAUUUAUGAAUAUCUAACGUUAAAUGAUCAUGCUCAUGUUUUACUUCAGUCUUCCAACUGAUGGAUAUUAUCCAUCAACUUGAGGGGAGCAUAAUUCUAUACCUGCUUUUAAUGAACUUGAGACACGUUAACAAAGUCCUAGAGAGAAAAGAUCUGCUUUUGUAAUAUCAGUAGAGAACUGACUGCCUGAAUGUGAAAUAGGUUAUAUUUUGUUAUUUCCCAGUGUGGAUAGAAUUCAACAUACUAACUUAGGAGGCUUUGUAACAUGUUGACACGGAUAUAAGAGAAAAAAGAUGGAAAAUUUCUGUUGUGUUAAAUAGUCAGCAUGAAAGAGGAACAUUAAUGGUGGGAUGAGGACAGCACCUUCAUAGCAGUGAUGAGCGAUUGUCUUGCUUGUGGCACCAGUUAUAGCUUUUAUCUGCCCCCAAGUCCGUCCUCUGCAGGUAGUAAUGUUGUUCAAAACAGGUGUGUUAUACUGUGCAGUAAAUUACCCAAACUGUGUACUUGGAAAAUGGCAAAAAUGCUGCCCAAGCACUUUGAAGAAUGACACUGCUCAGUAGCUCUCUACUGUGGCAUUAAUUUGGAAGCCUAACAGCUUUGAAAACCUAACAGUGUAAAUUGUAAGAGUUUUCACCAGUGUAGGACCAGCCUCCUUCAUACAAAUGCUGUGGUGCCUAAAAAUCUCAGUUGUAAUACAGAAAAUGCCCAGAGCAAGCUUCCUGCUCACCCAGUGGGCAUCGCAGCUCUGUUUUGGCUCUCAGCUUUCCUUAGGAGUGAAAUACAUCGCAACAGGGUUAAAAUUAGCAAUGACAAGAGUAACCUGUGUCAGAGGAGACAAAAGGUGCUAUUGAUAUAGGAUUGAUGUUCUUAAAGAAUGUUCUAUGUGAUGUAUUUAUUAUUAGCAUAGGUACUAUGUUGAUGCACAAAUAGGUUUAGUGUGUUAGUAGAAAUGAAUGUUUCUGCUUGGGUUUCACAUCUAAACUUCAUCUUUAAGCAUGCUUCCACUGUGUAAUAAAACACUAUAGCACAAGGUUGGUGUUUUUUUUAACUUUCAUGAGGCCUUUCUCUUGGCAAGUGCCAGACUUUGUUUUUGUACUUGAUGUUUUGUAUUUAUACAUAUUUAUCUUUUUAUUUUGUGUGAAAUUGUGAUACCAUUACAAAAGUCUAUUUAUUUUUAUACUUUUAUUUCGUUUUUUUUUUUUUUUCUCACCAGUCUUGCUUUUUACUUAAAGCAUUCUGCACAAUAAACUUUGAAUCUUUAACGAG
Molecule: messenger RNA, 5845 nt
Organism: Empidonax traillii (willow flycatcher)
Lineage: Eukaryota; Metazoa; Chordata; Aves; Passeriformes; Tyrannidae
Gene: CCP110
Product: centriolar coiled-coil protein 110
Exons: 16
Coding region: 601-3615 (1004 amino acids)
Biological process (GO): centrosome duplication; regulation of cytokinesis; centriole replication
Cellular component (GO): centriole
Source: RefSeq, a predicted model, not a curated record